CCUUAACUAUACGCGAGCCCUGAGUAAAACAGGAGGUGGACCGGCUAGUACCUACUUAUACCCUAGGCAGGUACCUACCUCACGGUCUAGCCCCGUCUAGUGAGAAACUACCUAGCUAUUCUGUGAUAGAUUCACUCUGCUUGCGCCUUUAAGAAACCACCGGAGUACCUAGUUUAAUCCACCUUGCUCUGCUAUGCAGAGAUGAAAGGGACGAGAUGGACCUGUACCUACCUAGUCUCGUCUCAGUCUCGGCAGCUACCCUACCUGGGGAGGAACCUAGGUAGGCACACACAGCGCGCUUAUCGCUUACCGCUCGCCACUUACCCGUGAAUCAGCCGCUGGAGUCAGGUCUCAAAUGAUCUCCCCGAUGACUCUUGUUACAUCCCGGUCAUUGAGCUUCUUCUUACUCUCCAAAAUUAUCGCGAACAUCGAUAUCAUCCACACUCCCUCUCCCCUUUCCAAGACUGCUAUCCCCAUUACAAUAUCACCCUACCAACGAACAAGCCACAAAAUAAGAGAUAAUCAUGAUGUGUUCUCAGCAACUAACUUAACUUGGAAACAAGGAAGCCAUCCAAACCAUUCACAGCACACUUCGUUCGCACUACCAAUAGUCCUCAAGAUGCUUCUACGAAUGUCUCAGCGUUUCCGGAAACACUACGCUCAUACGGACACACGGUCAUUAUCACUGCAUGCGCGAGCAACAAAAGAAGAACGGCGGCAAUUCAUGGGAACAUUGUAAGGCUUGUAAGGUGUAUAGACAGAGGAGCUAUAAUUCGAAAACCCAUCGAGAGGACGUCUGAAUUUGUAUCGCAUGAUAUUUCAGCAUGGCUAGCAUCUUCACUUACGAGACAGAGCCGUCCAGGGUAUCGUCCCCAUGGCUAACGCCGACGGAUACGCCCAAAGCAUCCACACCUCAGCCAAAAGGCCCUUCAGUGACCUUCGCGUCCCCGUCUUCCGCGCGAUUGGAAGAUCAUGGUGUUACAAAACUUGAAGCGGAGCCACAAGACGGACCUACCGAGUAUAAGCUCCAUUUGUUACUGAGACCGCGGCGAAACUAUAGUAGAUCAUCCACAGGUUCUAAUACCUCGGGGUCCUAUCGCAAAAAGCACACUUCCAUUCAGGACGCAACAACUGACUCAGGCCCAGUUUUGGCACCUUCAAAUCAAUCCAGGCAACAUCGCUUCGAGCAACUUACUACUCAGCUUCUAUGGCGUUUGCAGCAAUCAUCUCCAUACCAUGACGUCUCCACCAGCGAACUCGUACUCCCUAAACUUCCUGAUGCAAGCGACGGAUUGCGAACUCCUGUAAAGCCUGCCAAAUUACUUACUGGACUAGAACAGAGUCGUGGAGCACUGUACGAGAUUGGCGUUUCUGACGACGGAACCUUCGUAGGAUUGACUCAGGAUGAGAUGAACGAGAGCUUGGUGAAUCUACGAGCUAUGGCCGCAAGCCUGGGCUGUAACGUGGAAAUUGUCAGAAUGGUCGUCGUUGGCGAAUGCGAAUGGCAAGAUCCGCUUUCGAAUUCUGAAUCGCAAAAUGCGCUGAGACCAGAACCAGACAAGAGGAAAGCCGAGCGACUGCAGCGACCUGAUAAACAGCUUGAUAUUCUACGUCAUGAGGCACAGCUUUGGGUCGCUGAGGCCCUAGUAUCUCCGAAUCUAGGUCCAGGGGAGAUAGACACCACACCGAAGAUUGAGCCAAAUCCUUGUGCGUUUACUAAACACCAGAGUCAUCCCCCCCAUCAGCUCGACAGCCAGGCUUGUACAGUACGGGAAGCUGGUGGUGGGGAGACGGAGCAGUUGCGCAUCACGCUCACAGGACCUACAACAUCUGGAAAAUCAAGCCUACUUGGUACUUUAUCCACAGCAACCUUGGACAAUGGGAGAGGUAAAAGCAGACUCAGUCUCCUUAAACAUCGGCACGAGAUAGCUUCGGGUGUGACCAGUUCCGUUGCUCAGGAGCUCCUUGGUUAUCACGAGGAGAAAGUCAUCAAUUACGCUUCUGCUAACGUAAAUACGUGGACCGAUCUACAUUUGCUUUCAAGAACUGGCCGUUUGGUAUUUGUUUCGGACUCUGCUGGGCAUUGGCGAUAUCGAAGAACUAUUGUUCGAGGUCUUAUCGGAUGGGCACCACAUUGGAUUGUCCUUUGCAUAGCCGCCGACCAUCGUGAUGGUAGCGUUCCUGUAGGAGAUGUGGGACAAGAAUCCUCGGCAGCUGGUUUUUGCGUGGACUUUGGUAAAGCGCAUCUCGAACUAUGCCUGAAGCUCGACCGUCCACUUGCUAUUGUGAUCACCAAGCUUGACCUGGCCUCUAAGACGAGCUUAAGGCAGAGUCUUUCGAAAAUACUCUCGAUCGUCAAAUCAACCGGUCGGGUUCCGUCCAUUAUACCACCAGACCAGGCCAGAACAGUAGAAGAAGCAGAGCUCAAUAAACUCCCUCGAAAAAGUGAUGAAGACCAAAUUCGCGAGCUUGUAGAGAAAAUGAAUUGCUUGGGGGAUUUAACAUCCAUCGUACCCAUUGUUAUGACCAGUGCGGCACGAGGAACAGGCAUCCAGUCCUUGCAUUCACUGCUGCAAAAUCUGCCGCUGCCUCCGACUCCUACGGCGUAUGAUUUCGUCGGACCAGCUCUUAACCCCGAGCAGCCCUCUUGUCUUUUCCACAUAGAGGAUGUGUUUGGAUUCCCAGCUUCUCCGAAGCCGCUAGCUUCGAGAAAAGACAGAACCCCUGAUGCUGGAGUGGUAGUUGCAGGUCACCUACGAUUUGGUACAUUGUCCGUGGGCAAUCUAGUGGUAAUCGGACCAUUUCCAGCAGAGUCGGAUGAGUUCGAGACACCGUCGAGGCAGUCAGUUACAACACCAUCGCCAAAACUUGGAACGUCCUUUUCUCACCCAUCAACAACCGAACUUUCCCGGAUAGCUUCUAAUAUUGCAGUCUCAGGAACUGUAUCGAAAGGGGAAUGGUUCAACGCCCAUGUCGUCAGUCUGAGGAACCUGCGACUCCCAGUCCAUACACUACAACCAGGCCAGGUAGGCACUGUCGGUAUAGUUUUCGAUACUCCUUUAGGAGAAGUCUCCAAUGGACCGUUCGAACGGCCUCCGGACACACAACCUCGAGUGAGAAAGGGACUUGUCAUAGCCAUUCCCAGUCAACACAUGUUAGACACUGGUCAAUCCUUACAGGCUGCAAGUGGGUUUACCGCAUCUUUUGAAGACAGUGACAUCAAUUCCGUCACUGCUGGGAGCUUAGUCGUCGUGUAUAUCGCUAGCAUCCGGGCCGCUGCGAAAGUUUUAAAAGUAGUGUCCCAGGUAAAAAAUGACCUUAGCGGCAGAACUGAGGAGGACAAAGCCGACGAUUUGUUUGGCUUGGAUGACAGUCUCGAGGUCGAGGAGCAGGAACUAGAGCCACUGGUCUUUGGCUUUGAUGGCAUCACCGACGUUACAUUUGAGCUCCUGACAAGUCGCGAGUGGAUAGAGCUGGGGUCUCAGGUUUUAGUUAUGCCAGGAGGAGGUCAUGGGCUGUACUAUGGGUCCGAGAGGGGCGAGAAAGGUGUAGCUGGUCUUGAUGGGUUCGCUGGCAGAGUCGUUGAAGUCGUAGACUAGCCAGAUGUGUAUAGAUCAUUGAGCGAUGUUUUUAUAACGUAUCCCCAACGUCUCCUUCAUUACUAUUGGCAGUAAUAUAGGUCGGUCACAAAUGCCAGGCUUCAUUUCUAGUUUGUAGUCAGGUCAACACAAUCAGAAGUCCAAGUCCAAGUAUUGGUAACAUUCGUCCCUUCCAACACCUGAUGUAGUAAGAGAACCAUAACGCCGUUCUGAACGUCACGAUCUGGAAAUGCUUCCCGUUUUAUCCUACACCGCCAGAGUCCAUCCCCCAAUCUUCUACGCCCGAACAAGCCCAUAGAACAAGGUCCACGUCAAAACAAAGCCACUCAGCCCCUCUAUCAAGCCUCCUGUCCAAAGCUCCAAGCUUCCCUUAAAAUAUCUCUCAACCCCUGCUGUGCCUUGAGACUCUGUUUCUUGAACAAUCCCCGGGCGAACGCGGAAUGCAUAUACGAGAGCAGAAGUGAGUACUGUGAAGAAGAAGUAGAAGAGAAAUCCUGGGUAGGAUUCAAGACCCAAAAUGCCGGCGCCAAUACCGAAGAGUGAGGCUGUGAGAUUGCGGAGGGUUGCGAGGGUCUGUGAUAACAAAAUAGACAAGUUAGUAAUUUGAUUGGGAGUGAGUAAGUGCUCUGGGAGUUAGUAAGAAGGCUGAGGUUGCGCCAAAGGAAGGUGGGGGUCUGUUGCAUUGGCAGAUGACCUUGGGAUGGGGUGAGAGCCCGAGGCGUAAAGCGAAGACUGGUACAUAUGGAGGAGAGGUAAUGGAGAUGGGGAGAUGUGGUAUGGUAUCGUGGAGAUAGAGACAGCGAUACCGGGUAAAGUUGCCACUGAGCCCAGGAUAGACGAACCUUGGUGUUGUGCGCGACCGAUUCCUGCACGAUGGGGCUUAUCUGUAGCUCUCUUUCUGUGAGCAUGAUGGCGGGCUAGUGCGAACCAGUGAACGUCCCGAAGUGCAGUCGAUGAUGAAAAGAUAGAGGGCGAGGGCGGUUUGGUGGCGAGGUGAGAUAAACCAAAUGGAACUGACUCUGGGA
Messenger RNA from Cadophora gregata, 4624 nucleotides. RefSeq lists its product as uncharacterized. The transcript is spliced from 5 exons. Lineage: Eukaryota; Fungi; Ascomycota; Leotiomycetes; Helotiales; Ploettnerulaceae. Gene Ontology annotation, molecular function: translation elongation factor activity; GTP binding; GTPase activity. The record is from RefSeq and is a predicted model, not a curated record. Gene Ontology annotation, biological process: translational elongation. The coding region runs from base 825 to 3599 and encodes 924 amino acids.